Molecule: messenger RNA, 3381 nt
Organism: Oryza brachyantha (malo sina)
Lineage: Eukaryota; Viridiplantae; Streptophyta; Magnoliopsida; Poales; Poaceae
Product: phosphoenolpyruvate carboxylase 2-like
Exons: 10
Coding region: 275-3169 (964 amino acids)
Biological process (GO): tricarboxylic acid cycle; carbon fixation; leaf development
Cellular component (GO): cytosol; apoplast; chloroplast
Molecular function (GO): phosphoenolpyruvate carboxylase activity
Source: RefSeq, a predicted model, not a curated record
UCUCGCUAAAAAGCUUCCCUUUCAGCUCUGCUCCCUCCCCCGCUUCUCCCCAUCCCACCACCACCACCACAGCAUCACACAUCCAAUCCGCUAGUAGCAUCGUGUAUCAGAUCCGGUUUCUUCCCUCGAACCAUCGUUCUUGCAGAAAAAAAUAUUAAGUCGAUAAGGAAAAAAAAAGUGGUUCUUGGUUCUUGGCUGCAGCAAGAAGAGGUGUCCGUCGUGGUGCGGGCGUUUCUUGCUCGCUUGAAAUCGGCUUGAGUAAGUGUACUGAGAGAUGGCGGGGAAGGUGGAGAAGAUGGCGUCGAUCGACGCGCAGCUGCGGAUGCUGGCGCCGGCGAAGCUGUCGGAGGACGACAAGCUGGUGGAGUACGACGCCCUGCUGCUCGACCGCUUCCUCGACAUCCUGCAGGACCUCCACGGCGACGACCUCCGCGAGAUGGUUCAAGAGUGCUAUGAGAUUGCUGCUGAGUAUGAAGGGAAGCAUGACUCCCAAAAGCUUUCUGAACUUGGCAACAUGUUGACAAGCUUGGAUCCUGGUGACUCCAUUGUGAUGGCCAAAGCUUUCUCCCACAUGCUUAAUUUAGCUAACUUGGCUGAGGAGGUCCAGAUUGCAUACAGGAGGAGAAUCAAGCUCAAGAAGGGUGACUUUGCUGAUGAGAACUCGGCACUCACAGAAUCUGACAUUGAAGAAACUUUUAAGAGGCUUGUUGUUGACCUGAAGAAAUCACCAGCAGAGGUCUUUGAUGCCCUUAAGAGUCAGACUGUUGACCUGGUUUUGACUGCACAUCCAACACAGUCAGUGAGGAGGUCACUGCUUCAAAAACACUCAAGGAUAAGGAAUUGUUUGGUUCAACUGUACUCAAAGGAUAUCACACCAGAUGAUAAACAGGAGCUUGACGAGGCUCUCCAGAGGGAGAUUCAAGCAGCCUUUAGAACUGAUGAGAUCCGAAGAACCCAGCCAACUCCUCAGGAUGAAAUGAGGGCUGGUAUGAGUUACUUUCAUGAGACAAUAUGGAAAGGUGUUCCGAAGUUCUUACGCCGUCUGGACACUGCCUUGAAGAACAUCGGAAUCGACGAGCGUGUUCCUUAUAAUGCACCUCUCAUUCAGUUCUCUUCUUGGAUGGGAGGAGAUCGUGAUGGAAAUCCAAGAGUGACACCAGAGGUCACAAGGGAUGUCUGCUUGCUUGCUAGAAUGAUGGCUUCAAAUUUAUACUGCUCACAGAUUGAGGAUCUCAUGUUUGAGUUGUCUAUGUGGCGAUGCAAUGAUGAGCUUCGGGCAAGAGCAGAUGAGCUGCAUCUCUCCUCGAAGAAAGAUGCAAAGCACUAUAUAGAAUUCUGGAAGAAGGUUCCCCCCAGCGAGCCAUAUCGAGUCGUUCUAAGUGACGUGAGAGACAAGCUAUACAACACACGUGAACGAGCACGCCAGUUAUUAUCCAGUGGACAUUCUGACAUCCUUGAAGAAACCACUCUCACCAGUGUUGAAGAGUUCUUAGAGCCUCUGGAGCUAUGUUACGGGUCACUCUGCGCUUGCGGUGACCGUGUGAUCGCGGAUGGGACCCUUCUGGACUUCUUACGCCAGGUUUCUACCUUUGGGCUGUGCCUUGUGAGGCUUGACAUCAGGCAAGAAUCUGACAGGCACACUGACGUCCUCGAUGCCAUCACCACAUACCUAGGAAUAGGCUCAUACCGCGAGUGGUCCGAGGAACGCCGCCAGGACUGGCUCUUGUCUGAACUCAAUGGGAAGCGCCCAUUGUUCGGCCCGGACCUUCCCCAGACUGACGAGGUCGCAGACGUUCUGGACACAUUCCGUGUGAUAGCCGAGCUUCCUGCCGACAAUUUCGGAGCAUAUAUCAUCUCCAUGGCGACAGCUCCAUCGGACGUGCUUGCUGUCGAGCUCCUCCAGCGCGAAUGCCAUGUGAAGACACCAUUGAGGGUCGUCCCACUGUUUGAGAAGCUGGCUGAUCUUGAAGGUGCCCCAGCAGCAGUGGCCAGACUGUUCUCCAUAGAUUGGUACAGGGAGAGAAUAAACGGCAAGCAGGAGGUCAUGAUCGGCUACUCGGACUCGGGCAAGGACGCCGGCCGUCUCUCGGCCGCUUGGCAGCUGUACAAGUCUCAGGAGGAGCUCAUCAAUGUCGCCAAGGAGUUUGGGGUGAAGCUGACAAUGUUCCAUGGCCGUGGUGGGACUGUUGGAAGAGGAGGUGGCCCGACUCACCUUGCUAUCCUGUCUCAGCCGCCUGACACCAUCCAUGGAUCUCUUCGGGUCACUGUCCAAGGCGAAGUCAUCGAGCAGUCCUUCGGUGAGGAGCACCUCUGCUUCAGGACGCUGCAGCGCUUCACGGCUGCCACCCUGGAGCAUGGCAUGCGUCCACCCAUUGCACCGAAGCCAGAAUGGCGCGCGCUGCUCGAUGAGAUGGCCGUGGUGGCCACCAAGGAGUACCGGUCCAUCGUCUUCCAGGAACCGCGCUUCGUCGAGUACUUCCGCCUUGCAACACCGGAGAUGGAAUACGGGAGGAUGAACAUAGGGAGCCGGCCGUCGAAGAGGAAGCCGAGCGGCGGCAUCGAGUCGCUGCGCGCCAUCCCGUGGAUCUUCGCGUGGACGCAGACCCGGUUCCACCUCCCCGUCUGGCUCGGCUUCGGCGCCGCCUUCAGGCACAUCCUGGAGAAGGACAUCAGGAACCUCCACGUCCUCCAGGAGAUGUACAACGAGUGGCCCUUCUUCAGGGUCACCAUCGAUCUGGUGGAGAUGGUCUUCGCCAAGGGCGACCCCGGCAUCGCCGCGCUGUACGACAAGCUCCUCGUCUCCGAGGAGCUGUGGCCUCUGGGCGAGAAGCUGAGGGCCAACUAUGAAGAAACCAAACAGCUUCUCCUUCAGGUUGCUGGACACAAGGAUCUUCUCGAGGGCGAUCUAUACCUGAAGCAGCGGCUUCGGCUCCGCGACGCCUACAUCACCACCCUGAACGUGUGCCAGGCGUACACGAUGAAGCGAAUCCGCGACCCGGGUUACCACGUGACGCUGCGGCCUCACAUGUCCAGGGAGAUCGUGGACUGCUCCAAGCCGGCGGCGGAGCUGGUGAAGCUGAACCCGACCAGCGAGUACGCGCCUGGGCUGGAGGACACCCUCAUCCUCACCAUGAAGGGCAUUGCUGCCGGCAUGCAGAACACCGGUUAAGGGGGAGCUCUAUGUGGAAUUGAAGUGCCUGCAUCCAAAACUGUUUUUUCUGAUGAUUGAAUCUUGAUUUCGGUGAAUUUUGCUCUCUGCCACUUAAUUUCGCUGGUGUAGCUGCCCGUGUAAUUUGUAAUUUCUCUCGGAAGAAAUUGGCAAUAAUGGAGUUGUACAAGAACAUCAAUACAAUACAUCAAAAGAAAGUGGACUGUUGAUUA